GAGUGAAAUGAAUAUUUCCCUAAGAAGGAAGAAUUCAAACGUUGAAGAAGUUUCUCUCUGGGUCAAACAUGGAGACCGGCCAAGUGAUUUUUACUUUUUAGAGCAGAUCACCCGUUCCUCCACGACUCCGGCGUCCCCUUCCACGCGCACGCCAUCUCUCCAUUUCCACCCAUUCGCCUUCUUGGCUUCUUCCGAUUUCCUGCGCCUGACGAUAAACGUAAAGAACAACAAGAAGAGAAGAGAAGUUCCAAUUUCCACUUCUUCUUCUUCGCAGUUUAAGAUGAUGAAUCCGAUGCGAAGUGGCGAAAGAAGAACAGAAAUCAAGGAAGAAAUGGGCGGCGCUCCAAAUGAUCAGUUUGUUCUUGACAUCAGCACCUCCAGAAGAACACUUCUCGGCCUCGCGGAUCCAUCGCCUUCCCCGAUCGAUCCGAAAUCGUCUCGCCAGUUUCGUGUUCCCUUCGCGAACAAGCUCGACUGGACCACUUCGUUCGAGGCCUUCAGGGCGUGGAUCAAGGAGCCGAUGAACAUGGCCCUUUUCCUCUGGACGGCCUGCGUCGUCGUCUCCGGCGCUCUGCUGUUCUUGGUCAUGACCGGAAUGUUGAACGCCGCCUUGCCGAGGAAGUCCACGAGGGACGUCUGGUUCGAAGUGAACAACCAAAUCCUCAACGCCCUGUUCACGCUCAUGUGCCUCUACCAGCACCCGAGACGCUUCCACCACCUCGCGCUCCUGAUCCGGUGGGAGCCAGCGGACGCGGCGCGGCUGCGGAAGCUCUACUGCAGGAACGGAACGCAGAAGCCCAACGAGAGGAUGCACAUGCUGGCCGUGCUGCUGCUGCUCCACCUCAACUGCUUCGCUCAGUACGCGCUGUGCGCUCUCAACCUGGGCUAUAGGAGAUCGUCGCGCCCCGCGGUCGGAGUGGGCCUCUGCCUCUCCGCCGCGAUCGGCGCUACGGCGGUCUCAGGGCUGUACAGCACGCUGAGUCCUCUCGGAAGGGAGUACGAAGGAGAAACAGAGGAAUCCAAAGACGGCAGCAAUGGCAACCAGAGGCAAACUUAUCUCCCCCUGCGACCGCUGGAAGAACGGCGCUCCCCCUUGGCUACGGCGGACAGCAGCAGCCCGCAGUGGGCCGGAGGGCUGUUCGAUUUCUGGGACGACAUUUCGCUGGCGUACCUCUCGGUUUUCUGCAGCUGCUGCGUCUUCGGGUGGAACAUGAACAGACUAGGAUUCGGAAAUAUGUACGUUCACGUCGCCACCUUCCUCCUCUUCUGCUUUGCGCCGCUGUUCAUCUUCAACAUGGCGGCUGUCAACGUCAACGACGAGACGGCUCGCGAAGCGCUGGCGAUCGCUGGCUGCUUGCUCUGCUUUCUCGGAUUGCUGUACGGAGGAUUUUGGAGGAUCCAGAUGAGGAAGAAGUUCAACCUCCCUCAGACUAAGCUCUACUGCUGCAAGCAGCCGGAUGUUGCAGAUUGUUUCGGGUGGCUCUGCUGCUGCUCUUGUUCUCUGGCGCAAGAAGUGAGGACUGCGGACUACUUGAAGGAAGCAAUUGACACGAGAAUUCAACCUUCUCUUUCGCCUUUGCGCCGUGAAAAUGGAAACAACAUGUCGAAAACAAUCACAGAGAGUAUGAUGAUGUACAGUUCAGAGGGAGCUUCUUCAUCCGUUGCAGGGAAGGAAGAUGCAAUGAACGCCCCUGUUUUUUCUACUAUAGAAAGAUAGAGUAUAAGGCGUAGGGUGUAGCUUAACAGACAAAUUCUUUGGGACAUAUACUAUGAAUGUAAUUUGUUGAAGAAGGUUUAGAAUCAUUUUA
Zingiber officinale is the source of this 1808-nucleotide messenger RNA. RefSeq lists its product as uncharacterized. Lineage: Eukaryota; Viridiplantae; Streptophyta; Magnoliopsida; Zingiberales; Zingiberaceae. Gene Ontology annotation, molecular function: cyclase activity. Gene Ontology annotation, biological process: sesquiterpene biosynthetic process. The transcript has 2 exons. The record is from RefSeq and is a predicted model, not a curated record. Bases 8 to 1717 code for a protein of 569 amino acids.